AUUAUUUUGAUAUUUUUAUAGUGAUAACACAACUCAAUUAUUAAACAGCCGUCGAUAAAAUGCUCAAGUUUUGUUUUGAGAUUGUUAUUGUUGGAAGUUUUCUGCAAAGUUUGGAGGCAACCUUUUGUGACAAUGUCAUAUUCAAAAAUGGAGAAAUAACUGAAUCAAAGAAGUCUCCAUAUCCUGUGGGAACCAUCCUCACUUUUGAAUGUGACAUCGGGUACAAAGGCGUUGGAACCAAUCAAAUAAACUGUUUAAGUAAUGGACAUUGGUCAGAUCCUGUUCCUUUCUGUCAAGCAUUUGUUUGCUCAAAAAAUUUGAAGGAAGUAGAAGAGGGAAGAACUUGUCAAAAGAGUUGUAUCGACAGCUUUGACUGUCCAGGAAGCUUCACACGAUGCCUUUGUGAUGAUGUUUGUGGAAAAUCUUGUUACAAUCGUGCGUUCAAAUGUCCUACACCAGAAGCUCCAGAAAAUGGUUAUGUCUUGUAUAACAAGUUAUCACAUGGACAUACAAUAUCCUAUGGAUGCGAUAAAGGUUAUGCUUUAUCUGGACCCCAAACAAGAACUUGUAGAUCUGAUCAAAACUGGUCUGGAUAUCAAGCUAAAUGUAUUGAAUAUGGAGUUUGUGGUCAAGCAGGGGAUGUUCAGAAAGAAGUAAAAUCUAAAGUUAUUGAAGGUACAGAUGCACAAAUAGGAGCAUGGCCCUGGCAGGCACAGCUCUUCCGAAGAAGUGAGGGUUUGCAUAAAGACAGUGGCUUUGGUGGUGGCUCCAUUUUGAAUAACAAAUGGAUACUUACAGCUGGACAUAACUAUCCCUUGGCUUUCCCAAGAAAUAAAAAUACUAAAGAGUGGAAAAAAUUCUUUUUGGUUGUAGUAGGAAUAUCAGAGUAUCCAGAAAAAGGAAAAUUACCUCCUACUGCAGACAUCAUUGAACCUGAGAUUUUAUUUACUCAUUCAAAAUUUGAAAUGGAGACUAAUGAUUAUGACAUUGCAUUGAUUAGAGUAGGAAACCAUGUUAAGUGGGAUGGAGAGAAAUUCGUCAUUGACUCAAGUCAAACUCCUGGGGUUCUAAUCUACUCACAAUAUAUACGUCCAGUUUGUUUUCCAUGCAUGAAGGAUUAUGAUUCUCCGCCUAACGAUUUUGUGAAUAAGUUUGAUUCUGCACAGUGUUCUACUUUAAAAGUUGAACGAGAUUCAGAAUCUGGAACAGAGACUAUAGUAACAGGUUUCGGAUUCAAAAGAGAUCCUGGAUCAUCUUUUCAAUAUGUACCUAAAGUUUUACAACAGGGACAUUUGUCAAUAUUGGCUCAAAUAAAGUGUAUACAGGCAGCACAGAAUUCUCAAAUAGCCAGAUUUACUGAUAGAAUGAUUUGUGCAAAAAGUCAUAAUAAGUCACAGUAUGUGGACUCAUGUCAAGGAGACAGCGGAGGACCAUUGGUUAAGGUUGUUGGCCCCAAAGAAAAUCGACGUUGGAUACAAAUUGGAAUCGUGAGCUGGGGUCUAGGUUGUGGAAAUAUGUAUCCAGGGUUUUAUGCAUAUAUACCAUAUUUAAUGGAUUGGAUAAUAAUGACAAUAAAGAAAAAUGAGGAAUCAAAUAAAAAAGUACCAGGUUCAGAGGCACCAGUUACAACAAAAGAGAUUACAACAUCAACAUCAUCACCCAGUGAAAUAGGGUGUGGCCAAGUGGAUAGAAAGUAUGCUAAUAGAGGAGGAACAGCAGCUCUGCCUGGAGAGUGGCCAUGGCACGUUAACAUUCUUAUCGCCAGAUCAGCAUGUAGUGAUUUUAUUUCAUCUGCAUCACUAUUGCCAUCUGGAUCUAGAUCUGGAUCUGGAUCUGGAUCACUUAUAAACAACAAUUGGAUUUUAUCAGCAUCAUAUAUAUUUACUAUCAUGAAAAUUGCCUUGAGGGAACAAUGUGCCAUUCUUAUUCUUGGUUCUAUAAUGUUUGAAUCAUCUUUUAAAGAAGCAAGGGCUUUCCAAUCUGCCGAGGUGUUUCUCCAUCCAAAUCGCAACUUAAGAAGUAGUUUCGACUAUGAUGCUGCUCUGAUACGAAUUGGAAAACCAGUAAAAACCGUUAGAAAUGGAUGGAUGGUUGAUGAUUCUAUUCAAGCCGGUAUUGUGCAGUUUAAUGAUUUCAUUCGACCAGUUUGUUUACCUUGCGUAACAGAAUGUGGAAUUUCAUCCUCUUACACUGUUGAAGAAUGUGCAGCUCAUGGAAAAGCGCUCGCUUCCAUGAAAUCCGCAACAGCUGGUCAAAGGACACUCAUGACUGGGGUCAAUGUGAGAAAUACAAAGGUGCUCGCAUAUAACAAUCUUGAAAAAGAUGUUGUGGACAUAUUGAAUAGGCAAUGGUGUAGCAGUGAAUUGGAGAGAAUCGAUAAUACUAUGACUUUCACAGAUUCCAUGUUGUGCACUUUAUCAAGGAGAGCUGAUGCUCCAUGCUUGUCAACGGGCGGGAGUGCUUUAGUGAAACAAAUCAAAAGAGGUGAUAAAACUUGUUGGGUGCAGUUGGGUAUAGCCACUUUUGGAGGAGCCUGCAAUGAAAGAAGGUCUCCUGAAUACUACACAGACGUAACAACAAUACAUUCUUGGAUAAAGCAGACAAUACAACUAAAAGGUUCAGAGGCACCAGUUACAACAAAAGAGAUUACAACAUUAACAUCAUCACGCAGUGAAAUAGGGUGUGGCCAAGUGGAUAGAAAGUAUGCUAAUAGAGGAGGAACAGCAGCUCUGCCUGGAGAGUGGCCAUGGCACGUUAACAUUCUUAUCGCCAGAUCAGCAUGUAGUGAUUUUAUUUCAUCUGCAUUACUAUUGCGAUCUGGAUCUGGAUCGCUUAUAAACAACAAUUGGAUUUUAUCAGCAUCAUAUAUAUUUACUAUCAUGAAAAUUGCCUUGAGGGAACAAUGUGCCAUUCUUAUUCUUGGUUCUACGAAGUUUUCAUCAUCUUCUAAAGAAGCAAGGGCUUUCCAAUCUGCCGAGGUGUUUCUCCAUCCAAAUCGCAACUUAAGAAGUAGUUUCGACUAUGAUGCUGCUCUGAUACGAAUUGGAAAACCAGUAAAAACCGUUAGAAAUGGAUGGAUGAUUGAUGAUUCUAUUCAAGCCGGUAUUGUGCAGUUUAAUGACUUCAUUCGACCAGUUUGUUUACCUUGCGUAACAGAAUGUGGAAUUUCAUCCUCUUACACUGUUGAAGAAUGUGCAGCUCAUGGAAAAGCGCUCGCUUCCAUGAAAUCCGCAACAACUGGUCAAAGGACACUCAUGACUGGGGUCAAUGUGAGAGAUACAAAGGUGCUCGCAAAUAACAAUCUUGAAAAAGAUGCUGUGGGAAUAUUGAAUAGGCCCUGGUGUAGCCGCAAAUUGGAGAAAAUCGAUAAUACUAUGUCUUUCACAGAUUCUAUGUUGUGCACUUUAUCAAGGAAAGCUGAUGCUCCAUGCUUGUCAACGGGCGGAAGUGCUUUAGUGAAACAAAUCAAAAGAGGUGAUAAAACUUGUUGGGUGCAGUUGGGUAUAGCCACUUUUGGAGGAGCCUGCAAUGAAAGGUCUCCUCAAUACUACACAGACGUAACAACAAUACAUUCUUGGAUAAAGCAAACAAUACAACCAAAAGGCUGUAAACACCCUUCAAGUCGGUGUCAGAUUCUGUAUUCAGAUGCUGUAUUUCCGGGCGAAUCUGUCUACCCAUCAUAUAAGGGUUUUACAAAUAACCCCACAAUAAGACGGGAAGGAAAAUCGGCUUCUGGAAUGGUCACAGCGUUUGCGCAUUUGGUAAAAUAGCUCAUAAUGACUUUUUCUACCACAUAAUAUUUAACCCAUAAUAACUGUCUUUUUAUUUUAAUUUAAUUGUGUUCAACAUAACUGGCAAUCAUGCGGCCAAAUAAAAUCUGUCGUGGGCCAUUCUAAAGCAAAACUUAUGGUGUUUUCUGUUUUAUUUUUAGUAUUUUAUAAUGUCGCUUUUUAAUCAGGAAAAUUUGGUUUGCGUAUUGACUUCUUUAUUUAUCUUAGAAUUUCAUCACCGAUGAUUAUGUAAUAACUCGUUUUCUCACGAAUAUGGUGCGUGACACAAAACAUAAUAUGUCUUAAGAAAUUGUGAUUAAGGGAAAAAUAAACACUGAAAUAAAAGAUGUUAUGGCCUAAUGUUUAUGGCGACCAAAACAAUUGACGCUUUUCACGAAAUGCAACGCACAUGUGAUAGUAACGGCAAUAGCCCUUUAACUCAUGAUAAUUUAAACUGGCCUGACGGGGAGGCAGUACUUUAUGGUACAAAUUGAAUAAGCAGACCCAAAAUAAUGGAAAUGACCAUCGUCACCCAAUUAGAUGCCGUCCCCCUCUCCCAAAUCAGGCCAAAAGUUGGUUCUAGAAUCGAGGCGUUUUCAUAAUUAUCAGCGAUGAGAUGUUAAAGAUAAAUAGAGAAGUCAAUUCGCAAGCCGAAUUUCCACAUUGGAGAGUUAUUAUAAGAUACUAAAAUGAAACGGAAAACACUAUAAACUUUGUUCUAGGAGACUCCCAACAGCUAAAAAAAAUGCCUUGUUAAUCUCAUUAUUUUUUGCCAAGACAUAUUAUUUACCGGUUGACUUUGAAAAUUAUACAGUCACCAAAAUAAAUCUAAACGCAAUCAAUCUUACUCGCGAUAUACUUUUUAUAUAUUCAAAAAAUAACAACGGAAAUUGAUGAGACUUUUCUCCAGAACAUGCUAUGUUAUGGAUCAAAACAAGAUAUAAUGGGGCACUUUGCCAUACAUUUUUAUGAUAGGUGACUGCUGCGGUGCAUUUUGGAGUAGUUAAACCUUUCUUUUGUUGUAAAACGACUCAAUCUCGAGAUACGUUGAACAGAAUUGAAGACAUUUGAAAUGGAUUGGAUAUUCAACGCCACGA
This is a messenger RNA of Styela clava, 4867 nucleotides long. The record is from RefSeq and is a predicted model, not a curated record. NCBI's taxonomy places the organism in Eukaryota, Metazoa, Chordata, Ascidiacea, Stolidobranchia, Styelidae.